Molecule: messenger RNA, 1238 nt
Organism: Xiphias gladius (swordfish)
Lineage: Eukaryota; Metazoa; Chordata; Actinopteri; Istiophoriformes; Xiphiidae
Product: protein phosphatase 1 regulatory subunit 1B-like
Exons: 5
Coding region: 207-758 (183 amino acids)
Biological process (GO): intracellular signal transduction
Cellular component (GO): cytoplasm
Molecular function (GO): protein phosphatase inhibitor activity
Source: RefSeq, a predicted model, not a curated record
UCAAAGAGACCACAGAGAUCUGCUGGGACAGAAGGAUGCCGCGGGUCACUUACAGCUAAGUGAUUUUAAAAUAGACCCACUUGUUGCAGUUUGUGGCAUUAGACGAGGCAUACAGCUUGCACAGGCAGUUAAAUCGGAACUGACUCGGCGCGGACUUUCUGCUGGACAUCUGUGCGCUCGGCCGCGGAGGUGACAGGCUGGAUGCCAUGGAGCCGCUGCUGCCCGCGGAGACGGAGGUGAUGGAGCGGGAGGCAGACAAGGAUGCGAGGAGGAAGAUCCAGUUCUCCGUGCCCUCCGCCGUACCCACGCAGCUGGACCCGCGACAGGUGGAGAUGAUUCGACGUCGGAGGCCGACACCAGCUACACUCUUCAGAUUGACAGAUCAACCUUCACCAGAGGAAGACAGCGCCCCACAUCAGUGGGUUUUGGGGGAAAACGGAGCCUUGAAAGCCAAACUGGUUCACGCGUCAGCCUACCAGCCACCCUCACUUAAAGCUGUCCAGAGGAUGGCCCAGGCCCACCUGGCCUCCCUAGACAUUACUUCUCUGGACAAAGAGGAGCCCUCUUCUGGGGAGGAGGAGGAGGAAGGUGAGAAAAAUAGUAAGCAGACGGAACCAGCUACAGAUCUAAGAGAGGAAAGCAAACCACUCAAGGAUCAGUGUGCUCCGUCGGACAUUUCGUCUGUAAGUGCUGAUCUCAGCCAUCACUAUAGAGACGAAGAGGAGGCCAAAGAAAGAGAGGAAGGAAAGGGAGAAUGACAAAAUUAGACUGCUCUGGUGGAGACUGAUUGUUACUGAGGAACCGACUUGCACAGCACAUGUGUGGGCCACGUAUGGGUGUAUGUAUGAGUGUGUGUUUUAUGGCUCUUUGAGUGUGUGCAUGCAUGUGACAAAAAGUUAAAUGUGGAAAAGAGAGAGCGGGGGAAAACAGACAGGCAUUGAGAAAGGUCCGAAUGAUAAUGAGCAGGCAUGAGAGAAGUUUAACCUGAGACUCUGUGAAGGAAUCCGGUCUCGGCUGGCCGAGGAAGCCAGGGCUAUAUUCCAAUCAGCCAAGGAACACUGCACAAGAAAUAUGAGAACUGCCAAGAACGACAGCAUUUUUUCUUGCAAUUAAGUGUGUUUUUUGAAGUUCAACAGGAUUCAACAGGAUUCAAGAUUCAAGAUAUCAACAUUUGUUCUGACACUUGCUCUUUGGGCAAUUUUUCCACAAAACUACCCAUGUGUGAAGAAUCAGAUUCA